Molecule: messenger RNA, 1299 nt
Organism: Candoia aspera
Lineage: Eukaryota; Metazoa; Chordata; Lepidosauria; Squamata; Candoiidae
Gene: YRDC
Product: yrdC N6-threonylcarbamoyltransferase domain containing
Exons: 5
Coding region: 16-783 (255 amino acids)
Biological process (GO): regulation of translational fidelity
Cellular component (GO): cytoplasm
Molecular function (GO): double-stranded RNA binding; tRNA binding; nucleotidyltransferase activity
Source: RefSeq, a predicted model, not a curated record
CGGAAGGGGCUCCGGAUGCCGGGCGGCGCGGGACGGCGGGCGCUGCGAGCCAUGCUGGCGGUCCCGGGCGCGCGGCGGCGGCCGCUUCCUGCCUGCGCGGACGCCGAGCGGCGCGUCUGCCUGGCCGGCGGUGCGGGGCAGGAGGCACGGGCGAGGGCGGCGGCGGCGGCGGCGCUGCGCGAGGGCGGGCUGGUGGCGGUGCCCACUGACACGGUCUACGGCGUGGCCUGCCUGGCGCAGAGCUCUGUGGCCGUCGAAGCCCUGUACCGGCUGAAGGGGCGCCCCGCCGGCAAGCCGCUGGCCGUCUGCCUGGCCGACGUCGAGCAGGUGCACAGGUACUGCCGGGCCCCCGUGCCCGAGGGGCUGCUGUGGGAUCUCCUGCCCGGUCCCGUGACGCUGGUCCUGCCGCGCUCGGACGCCCUCAACGCCGAUCUGAACCCCUUCACGCCGCUGGUGGGCGUCCGUGUCCCCAACCACCGGUUCGUCAGGGAUCUGGCCAGGGCAUGUGGCGCUCCUCUGGCUUUAACCAGCGCCAACGUCAGCGACAGGGCGAGCAGCCUCACCGUGACGGAAUUCCAAGAGCUUUGGCCUCAUCUUUCACUGAUCAUUGAUGGGGGUCCAACUGGGGAUGCCCUUAGUCCUGAGUGUCGUUUAGGCUCGACUGUGGUUGACCUCUCCAUCCCUGGAAAAUUCAGGGUUAUUCGACCAGGCUGUGCACUUACUCAAACCAUUGAAGUCCUGGUAUCCAAGUAUGGGUUGGCAGCUGAGGUGUCUGGGAACUGAAAUAUAGGAAUCUGGGGACACCUAAGUGUUGUCAAGCUUUUCCCAGCCAAGAAGGCAAAGGGUUUAUGUCUGACUGUUAUGGGUGCAAAGGGACUCUCCCUCAAGUGACAUCCUUGACUCCCUUACAACUUGAGAAAUAGUCCAAUUUGUGAUUUUGAGGACUGUGGCCACAUGGGUGAGUUUCCUUUAAGGUCCAAAAUUGAUUGCCUGAAGCAUUCCUGCCAUCUGGUUUCUCCCACAGACUAAGUCAGUUCUCCCACUCUGUCUAAAGAAGCUGGCUUAUGUGAGCUGAAGACAGAUCCUGCAAGGGAUCAUUUGAACAUCUAGAUAAGAUGAAUAAUUCAAUUGAGAACAUUGAAUUAUUGAGAACAUUGAAUUGAGAACAUUGAGUAAUGUCAAGGUGUUGAAUGCAGAGCAUUGAAUAAAGGUGUAAACAAAUGGGUGGGGCUGUUUCUACUGACCCUUUUCAUAGCCUAAUAAUUGAACCAAUAUCAUUAAAUGAAAACUGUUAUGCAA